AUGAGAUCAUUACCACCACCAAGAAUCACUCGAGCAAGAAGAUGGAAACGUAUAAGAAGAGCAUUAAAAAAUUUAUUAACAAAAGGUUAUAUAUCAGAUUUUGGAGUAUUUCAUCAAAGAACGUUAUAUUCACGUCAUUUUUAUUCAAUUUCAAAAAUUCAUAAACUGGCAAUAUUAAAUAGAAUGAAGACAAGAAAAACUGAUUUUAAUCUUGUACAAACUGCUCAUUCUGGUGUUAGAAUUAUGAGAUUUUUUAGUGGAAUUUUGACUAGAUUUUCUGUUCCUGGUUUGAAAGAAGAUUUGGUGGGGUUUAGAAAAGGUAAAAUGAAUUUAUGUAUCAAAGUUUAA
Molecule: messenger RNA, 348 nt
Organism: Lodderomyces jiufengensis
Lineage: Eukaryota; Fungi; Ascomycota; Pichiomycetes; Serinales; Debaryomycetaceae
Exons: 1
Coding region: 1-348 (115 amino acids)
Source: RefSeq, a predicted model, not a curated record